Messenger RNA from Bathycoccus prasinos, 1155 nucleotides. RefSeq lists its product with no specific name. The transcript has a single exon. Gene Ontology annotation, molecular function: 3',5'-cyclic-nucleotide phosphodiesterase activity. Bases 1 to 1155 code for a protein of 384 amino acids. Gene Ontology annotation, biological process: signal transduction. The record is from RefSeq and is a predicted model, not a curated record. NCBI's taxonomy places the organism in Eukaryota, Viridiplantae, Chlorophyta, Mamiellophyceae, Mamiellales, Bathycoccaceae.
AUGAAAGAAGCCCCAACAUCAUCAUCAUCAUCAUCAUCGGAAGAGGAGGAGAACGAGAACACGCUUUCAAAGUCGGAAAACAACGAAAACGACGAGGACGACGAGAGCGCGCUUUUGUCUCGAGGGCAUCUCUUCGACGCGUUCAAGUUUACGAGCGUUUCGAAAAACCCUCUAGUAAAAAUAUCCACGCGCGUGUUCGAGAAGUUCCUUCCAGAUUUGUUUGUUAAGAGAAGAAGAAGAACGAAAGAAGCGAAUGCGAAGACGAACUUCGCUCGAAAAGUAAAACAAUGGGUAUCUCAAAUCGAGUCGAGUUACCAAGACUCGAUCGACUAUCACAACAGAGCGCACGCGACGGACGUCACGCAAAGUAUAGGGUACAUGUUAGGGAACGGUUUGCGAGAAGAGUUGGACGACGUGGAAGUGUUCGCGUUGAUAUGCACCGCGGUGGCGCACGACUGCGGACAUCCGGGGAAGUCGAAUCUGUUUUUAGUCGAGACGAAGAGCGAGAAGGCGAAGAGAUGGAACAACGAAGCGGUGAACGAGAAUGGGCACGUGGAAUUCGCGAUCGAGGCGUUUGAGAAGUGCGAGGUGUUUCGUAACGACGACGACGACGUUAGGAGUAGUAAUAGAAGAAGCGACGAGAAGAAUAGGAGCGAAGAAAUGAAGGAAACCGUGUACGAGAUUUUGAAGACGGCGAUAUUGUAUACCGAUAUGAACAAACACGAGACGUUAAUAGAGGAUUUUCGAGAGGCGCUGGAGAGAAAUAGAGGUAAAAAAGCAAUCAAAGAGUGGGCGAAGAAAGAGGACGUGCACGUAGCCUUGGGGUACGUUUUGCACUGCGCGGACGUGUUGAACGGAUGCCGUCCUUGGCCGGUCGCCAAGAAAUGGGCCGAGUUGAUCACGGAAGAGUUUUGUAAACAAGGCGACGUGGAGAAGUCGUUGGGAUUCGAAAAAUUAACCGGUGCGCACGUGGACAGGGCUUUACGAACGGAUAUCACGUCUUCGAGGCAGGCGAUUAAGUUUGCCGAGGAAACCGUGAAGCCUUUGUACGGACUGUUGAAGGAAAUCGUGCCCAACGCCGUUGAGCCUUUAUUGACGCAGCUGGAACUGAAUGUAGAAAAACAUCGCGCUUUGAUUCAAGAGAGUCAAAGAUAG